ACAAUACCUCACACCUGCCAGGCAACAAUUCUUCUUUUUCUUUACGCUCUUGAUUUUUCAAUUUCACUUUUGGGAAAAAAAAGCCCUAAUCCCCAAAUUCUAGGGUUUUCAUCUCCAGAAUCUCCGAAAACACAAGAGAUACCAAAUCAUCGCUUUAAUUCAAUUGUGUUUUCUCUUUCUCCUCUCGUAAUUCACAACUUGAAACAUUCAACGUGAUAUGGUGGUUUUGGGGUUGGUAUGACAGAGUUACGAAUCUCAGCGUCGUUAAUGGAGGUUGAAGCUCUGAAAUUACGAAUGGAUAAUUCAAAGAUGGAUUUAGUCGCUUGUCGACUCGACUUUAAAUCGUCGUUUGACUCGUAUUUGAUCGCUUGCGAAGCAUUCUCAGAAGCAACGUCGCUUGUGAUUCCUUUUGAAGUUCUUUGAUAUAUCGAGUUUUGUUUUGUGCUUUUUUCGAUCUCUUGAUUUCGAUUUACUUUUUCUUGUCAUAAUUGAUGGAUUCGAUUAAGUCUUGUUUGAACGCUGCAAUGGCGAAGCCACUUUCUGAUGAUUUUGACGAUAUCGCUGAGCAAGAUCCUUCCGGCCGUUAUAUUAGGUAUAAUGAAAUCCUGGGGAGAGGAGCAUUCAAGACUGUUUACAAGGCAUUUGAUGAGGUCAAUGGAAUAGAGGUUGCUUGGAAUCAAGUCGACAUUGAUGACGUACUGCAGUCACCACUACAAUUGGAGAGGUUGUAUUCAGAGGUUCACCUGUUGAAGUCAUUGAAACAUGUAAACAUUAUCAGGUUUUACCACUCUUGGGUGGACGAUAAAAGUAAAACUAUCAACAUGAUCACUGAGCUAUUCACCUCCGGAAACCUGAGGCAGUAUCGGAAAAAACACAAGUAUGUCGAUAUGAAAGCUAUCAAAAACUGGGCGAGGCAGAUCCUCAGAGGUUUACAAUAUCUUCACAGUCAGAGUCCAUGCAUCAUACACAGAGACUUGAAAUGUGACAAUAUCUUUGUCAAUGGGAACACUGGAGAAGUCAAGAUUGGGGAUCUGGGAUUGGCAACUGUUAUGCAGCAACCUACGGCUCGAAGUGUUAUUGGUACACCUGAAUUCAUGGCCCCGGAGUUGUAUGAGGAGGAUUACAAUGAACUUGUCGACAUUUAUUCUUUUGGUAUGUGCAUGCUGGAGAUGGUGACUUGCGAUUACCCUUAUUCUGAGUGCAAAAAUCCGGCUCAAAUUUAUAAGAAAGUUACCUCGGGUAUCAAACCAGCUAAUCUUAGCAAGGUAACUGAUCCAGAGAUGAAGCAGUUCAUAGAAAAGUGUCUGGUUCCAGCUUCCAUGAGACCAUCAGCAGAGGAGUUGUUGAAGGACCCAUUUCUUGAAUCAAAAAAUCCAGCUGGGCGAACUCCUCUUCACGUGAUGCUGAACAUGGGAGAAUCAAUCUAUUUGUCUGGACCUGAACCUCACUCUAUGGAUAUAGACCUUGAUGCCAAGAAGAAUGGUUCUAGUUUAUGCUUGAAAAGCAGCUGUGAAGCUCCUCACCGUUUAAUUCUAGAAGUAAGAUAUAAUGAUGUCAAAACCUUCAAGUUAAUAGGUGAUUUGGAAGAUGAGAAUUCUGUCUCAAUGACGCUCCUGUUUACUGGUUUAGAUGGUCAUAUGAAGAACGUUCACUUUAUAUUUUACCUUGAAACUGAUACCACCGUUUCGAUUGCGUGUGAGAUGGUUGAAGCAGUCGACGACUUAUCCGGAGAAGAUUUGGUGCCAAUAGUUCAGUUGAUGGAGCAGCUGAUUGGAGACCUGUUGCUUCACUAUAGGCCACCUUCUAAUUUUAGUCUUGCUGAAUUCAUCAGUUCAUAUGAGAAAUCAUCUGGUUCAAGCCGUUCCCUGGAUUCACUCAGGCAUCUUCUAAAAUCUGGUAUGUUUAAUGGCACCACAGAUCUAGUUGGGGUUGGAGAAGACCAUGGUGCCCGAGAAUCUCUUGCUUCAGGGAUAUCUGUUGAACUUAAUCUGAUGAAUGGCCUUCAUGAUACUGGUUCAAAGUCAAACAGUAUCACAUUUGAUGGUUUGAGCAUGUCAUGUUUGCCACCGAUGGAGAAAGAUGUGUACAAUGAGGAACUGAAGCAGGAGCUCAACGCAAUUGAUUCUCAGUACAAUGAAUGUCUUCGUGAGCUCUCGAGGAAGAGGGAGGAGGCGAUAGAGUAUGCCAAGAAGAGGUGGGCUUUGAAAGUUUAGUUGCUUGGGAGCUUCUAGGAAGUUUUAGUUGCUUGGCUGAAUUAGGCUUUCACCAUAGGAGAGAGAGUUCACUUUUUUUCCCUAUUAUUUUGAUUGUAGAGUUUUUUUUUUCACUAGUGAUUUCUGCUCCCUGCCAAGCAGUGAUUUGUACAUUCAUUUUAGUUGCAAAUGUGAUGGUAUUUUUCUCUAGUGGUCUAUAUAAUCUUUUUUGAACUUGUCUGCGCCGAAGGUAGUCAGGCAAAGAACUGAGAAGUAGAAAAAAUAGCUUCAGUGCAAUAAAAAGUUCUGUUUGUGCUUGA
This is a messenger RNA of Beta vulgaris subsp. vulgaris (sugar beet), 2512 nucleotides long. Its product is annotated as probable serine/threonine-protein kinase WNK10. NCBI's taxonomy places the organism in Eukaryota, Viridiplantae, Streptophyta, Magnoliopsida, Caryophyllales, Amaranthaceae. The transcript has 8 exons. Gene Ontology annotation, cellular component: cytoplasm. Gene Ontology annotation, molecular function: ATP binding; protein serine/threonine kinase activity. The record is from RefSeq and is a predicted model, not a curated record. Gene Ontology annotation, biological process: intracellular signal transduction; protein phosphorylation. Bases 492 to 2213 code for a protein of 573 amino acids.